AUGGUGGUGAAGGAAGAGCCAAGUGGCCGUGGUGAAUUGUCUCCCUCAGUGGUGUUGCAGUUAAAUGGAAGGAACGCGCCUUCCUCCUCCGCACCAUCUUCUGCUUUCGGGUCGGACUCCGGGUUACUGGAUAGAGCCUACGCGGGCUCUUACUCAGCCAUGCUGAAAGUGGCCCAAAUGUUAUUGCUGCUGAUUGGAUUCAUCUGCAUAAGAUCUUCACGGUGGAUAGAUCACAGUACAUACACCUACUUUGAAAUUAUCUCCAUGUAUGACUUAGUUAUGAUUCUAAUUUUCUACAUUGUCUACAUCUUCAGAAUUUACCGAAUGCUGGCCUGCAUCAACUGGCCACUUGCAGAGUUUCUUCAUUACCUAAUAGGUACCGCCCUGCUUCUCAUUGCUUCUAUUGUGGUGGCAGCAAAAAGCUCCUAUUCAGCAGGUCCUGCAGCUGGAGCAGCCUUUGGCUUCUUAGCUUCAUUUCUGUGUAUCUUAAGUAUAUGGCUAUCCUACAAAGUCUCUUGUGUCACUCAAUCAACACGGAGCUUUUUAGAGUUGUCCGAGGGCUACUUCACUCUGGCCCGAAGGACACGAUAG
Messenger RNA from Rhineura floridana, 591 nucleotides. Its product is annotated as CKLF-like MARVEL transmembrane domain-containing protein 7. The record is from RefSeq and is a predicted model, not a curated record. NCBI's taxonomy places the organism in Eukaryota, Metazoa, Chordata, Lepidosauria, Squamata, Rhineuridae. Bases 1 to 591 code for a protein of 196 amino acids. Gene Ontology annotation, cellular component: membrane. The transcript has 2 exons.